AUGCUAUGUUCACAGAUGGGAUCUCUGCUGGACGAUGUUGAUGGACUGCCAAACUUGGCUGGAAAAAGGUUUCCCAUGGACGAACUUCUUAGGGUGGAAAAGCCUGGGCCAGAGAACAAAGAUGGAAGUGAUACAGAGGAUGAUGAUGAAGAUGAGGAUGACGUUGAUAAUCAGGAUGGUGAUGAUGAUGGCGCCGGUGAUGAGGACUUAUCUGGUGAAGAAGGGGGAGAUGAAGACCAUGAUGAUGAUGAAGUGGAUCCCGAGGCUAAUGGCAAUGAAGGUAGUGACGAUGACGACGAGGAUGAUGACGACGAUGAUGGAGAUGAUGACGAGGAUGGUGAGGAUGAUGAUGAAGAAGACGAGGAGGACGAGGACGAGGAUCAACCACCUGCAAAGAAGAAGAAAUGA
Fraxinus pennsylvanica is the source of this 408-nucleotide messenger RNA. The record is from the annotation of a GenBank genome assembly. NCBI's taxonomy places the organism in Eukaryota, Viridiplantae, Streptophyta, Magnoliopsida, Lamiales, Oleaceae.